Molecule: messenger RNA, 867 nt
Organism: Penicillium diatomitis
Lineage: Eukaryota; Fungi; Ascomycota; Eurotiomycetes; Eurotiales; Aspergillaceae
Product: C2H2-type zinc finger protein
Exons: 2
Coding region: 1-867 (288 amino acids)
Biological process (GO): regulation of transcription by RNA polymerase II
Cellular component (GO): nucleus
Molecular function (GO): DNA-binding transcription factor activity, RNA polymerase II-specific; RNA polymerase II transcription regulatory region sequence-specific DNA binding
Source: RefSeq, a predicted model, not a curated record
AUGUCUUUCGAAUGUGAGACCUGUGUUCGUCGCUUCAACAGCUAUGUCGCCGUCUGUCAACACAUGGAUGCCCUCGAUCAUUGGGGUCCCAUCUACGACUGUGAGACGUGCUCCAGGGAGUUCGGCUCUCAGCAUGCAGCCAAUCAACACAUGAAUGCCGUCGGCCACUGGGCUCCCAAGAUCGAGUGUGACACUUGCACCGAGAGGUUCCAUACUCAGGAUGCAGCGGAUGAGCAUAUGAAUGCGCUGGGCCACUGGGAAAAUUACUGCGAGCAGUGCGACAGAAAGUUUCAGAAUGCCAACAACUUGCGCGCGCAUCUGAACUCCAAAAUCCACCGCGGCACCCAGGUCCACUGCCCCUUCUGCUCAGCCGCCUUCGUCACCGCCAGCGGCCUCUCUCACCACCUCGAAACCGGCUCCUGCCCCAAAGCGCCCACCCUCAACCGCAACCGCAUCGCCCAAUUGAUCCGCCAAUUCGAUCCCCACCACUACAUCACCACCAAACAAAUCGAAUAUCACUCCUCCUCCUCCGCGGCCUCUACCACCUACGAAUACGAAGUCACCAACGCGGCCUACAACGGCGCCGCCUGGGAAUGCUACAUCUGCCACAGGGAGUUCCGGUCGUCGGCCGCGCUGCGCCAGCAUGUGAACUCCCCCACGCACCAGCAGCAUAUCUAUCGGUGCCCGAAUGGGACGGCGCGCUGUGGACGGGAGUUUGUCUCGUUGGCGGCGCUGUUCAAUCACCUGGAGAGUGAGAGCUGUGGGUUCAUGCGGUUUGAGAAGGUGGUGAAGGUGCAGAGGUCGUUGACGGAUGCGAUGAGUGGGCAUGGGAAGAGAUUGAUUCAAAGUGAGGCGUUCUUCAACUAG